This is a messenger RNA of Colletotrichum truncatum, 1269 nucleotides long. RefSeq lists its product as uncharacterized. Gene Ontology annotation, molecular function: DNA-binding transcription factor activity, RNA polymerase II-specific; zinc ion binding. The record is from RefSeq and is a predicted model, not a curated record. Gene Ontology annotation, biological process: regulation of DNA-templated transcription. NCBI's taxonomy places the organism in Eukaryota, Fungi, Ascomycota, Sordariomycetes, Glomerellales, Glomerellaceae.
AUGCGGCCCACGAGAUAUUCAACCUCACGACAGAAAGCCUGCCAUCAAUGCGCCGCCGCUAAAGCCAAGUGUGAUCGGAAAGCGGAAUGCUGUACUCGCUGUGAACAGCGAGGCCUGUCAUGCACAUACCCACAAUACCAGUCUUCCCCUCAACCUACGGACGGCUCCGGAGAUGUGCGGCCUGGGCUAGGAACUACGGCGGACACGCCAAGCAACCUUCCAUCACCUGCCUAUGAUGCAUCGAACGAUGCUUCUAUCCUUUCGACCGCCGGUUACUCAUCUUCAACUAUUGAGAUUAGCAACGGUCUACCUAGGCAUGUGCCACUUCCUCCAAUUUCGGAACCAGGCCAGACUGCAGACCAGCUUGACUUUUCCAACUUGGACUUGAUAUGCCCCAUUAACCCCGAUGACAUCGCGAACCGGUGGUUAAACAAUUUUGUCCCCUUGCCAGGACAGAAAGUCAAGGAAUACAGCCCCAACAUUGCGGCAUUUAUUCAUCGGAUACUAAAAUCUUACGCAAACGCAUCAGUUCACGGCACCCGAAUACCGCCGUUCAUUCACUGGUCACAGCUGAGCUCACCUUCAAGCUUGCCGCUCUCAACAUGUCUGUCUGUGAUAAAAAUAUGCGAUCGGCCUCUUCCUGGAAGCGCGGGUGUUGCCGCUGAAGUGUUGCAGAGAGAAAUGACCAAACUGUACGAGAAAAAGGAUGAGUUUGAUGACUUUUCGUUGCUCGCAGCCUUUCAAGCAUAUCUUAUAUACGCCAUGGUCAUCUUUUUUCGACUCGGCCGAGACUAUGACCCGUUCCUUCGUCAAGCGAUGAUGAACGCACAAGAGCUUGCAUGCGCAGCCUCGCGAAACGGUCUUACGUGUGCAGCAGAACAGCAAGGGGCUCGGCCAAGGUGGGAGGCCUGGAUAGUUGCCGAGGCGAAGCGCAGAACACUUUUCACCAUGUGUAUGCUUGACAGUGCCUUACUGAGGCAUGAUGGGCUUCCGAGCCAUCUUGCUAUUGAGCUUCGUGGACUGCUCGCCCCAGGAAGUAAGUCAUUGUGGGUAGCAAGAGAACGGCAUGACUGGGAGAUCAAGUACAACGUCCACUUGGCUACAUGGAAUGAUGGAGGUCUCCGCAUUGAUGAACUGUGGCCUAUGCCCCAAGACUUUGGAGAGUCAGACAUUGAGAGGCAACGGGAUCGGGUUGAUCUGUGGUUGGAAGACCUCGAUGAGUAUGGAACAAUGAUGUAUGCAGUCACUAGCUGCACUCAUGGAGGCUAA